UGCUUUAGAAGCCAAGAGGCAGAAGGUUGUAGUCAGGAGACUGUGGUUGAACCUCCAAGAAAAGGGAGGUGAUGACUUUCUUUGGAUUAACUUUUUGUGGUUAUCAAGAUCCUUUUCGUGACAGAAGGUUAACAUUACCCCAACAUGAAGUGCCAGUGGGAAAACCAUCUCCCAAACUGGAGCUUUUCCAUCCCAAACUACCACCCAUAGGACCAGCUGGGUAUGAUGGCACCAUACACCAGGGCAGCUAUGACAAGUACCGUGAAGCUGUCAAACGGAUGCAGCUCAAGAAAAAUCCCAACCAAGAGUACAGGAUGCCAGUGACCUGCGCACAGGAUAUUGGCUGGUGGUUGCCUCUUGAUCGCUCAGUCAAGCCAGAAGAUGCCAUACCAUGGAUGCGGACCCCAAGAUACCCUCAGCUGAGGAGCUCCAUGACCAAAUUUGUGGACAGAAUGGGUAUCAGCAACCCUCUUUUCACCAUGUUCUGAGGGAUUCCUAGAGGAUCGUAAUGGGGGACAUGACGGAUUCCUUGUGCCAGUGGAUACAAUAGCUGCACUACAACUGUUGCCACAUUAAGGACAGGCACAUCUCUAGUACUAAUACAGAGACUCAAGAUGUCAUUUAUA
Molecule: messenger RNA, 626 nt
Organism: Anolis carolinensis (green anole)
Lineage: Eukaryota; Metazoa; Chordata; Lepidosauria; Squamata; Anolidae
Gene: spmip11
Product: sperm microtubule inner protein 11
Exons: 4
Coding region: 72-488 (138 amino acids)
Source: RefSeq, a predicted model, not a curated record